AUGGGCCACCAGAACACCAAACCCCACAGAGAGAAGCAAGCCAAUAUAGUGAUGCUGGGACUGGAUUCUGCAGGAAAAUCCACGCUGUUGUACAAGCUCAGGUAUAAAGAUGCUUUUCUGACCACGCCAACCAUCGGCUUUAAUGUGGAUAUGAUCGAAACCGGGAGAGAUUUCACACUGACGUUUUGGGAUGUUGGAGGGCAAGAGAAAAUGAGGCAGGUCUGGAGCAAUUUCCUGGAGGGCACAGAUGGACUGCUGUACGUGGUGGACAGCUCUGAUAAGCGACGGCUGGAGGAAUCCAGGAGAGAGUUUGAGCUCAUCUUGAGGAAUGAAUCCAUAAAAAACGUGCCGGUCGUGGUGCUGGCGAACAAGCAGGACUUGCCUGGAGCUUUGAACGCCGAGGAAAUCACCAGGAGGUUCAAGAUGAAGAAGUACUGCAGUGACAGGACUUGGUACGUGCAGCCCUGCUGUGCCAUCACUGGAGAGGGGCUGGAAGAAGCUCUCCAUAGAGUGACCACGUUUGCCAAACAGUACAGCAGAUCCAAGGAGUCCUUCAAAAUCCUGAAGGAAUUCGAAACACUUUAAGGAUUUCUAUCAUCAGAUUCUGAAGAAUGCUAACAUAUUUUGUUGGACCGACUAAAUCUGGAAAUAUUGGAGUCUGGGGAACUUUUAUACAUAAAUAUUUAUAAAGAACUUUGACAAUAUUGAAGUCUACUGUUAUACCUGCAGAUGCUUCCGAGAUAUGACUCUGCAGCAUUUUAUUAUUUUUUUUAUUUGCUCAGGGUUGUUCAGCUCAGAAAUGUGGCUGUUGAACAAUGAGAAAGGUGGAGUUGAGCACCUGGAAACGAAAUAGGUGAGAAGUGUUUAAAUCCCUUAAAUCAGGUCAUUUUGUAAGAUGCAAACGAACCAAGU
Molecule: messenger RNA, 912 nt
Organism: Chiroxiphia lanceolata (lance-tailed manakin)
Lineage: Eukaryota; Metazoa; Chordata; Aves; Passeriformes; Pipridae
Gene: ARL14
Product: ADP ribosylation factor like GTPase 14
Exons: 1
Coding region: 1-585 (194 amino acids)
Biological process (GO): intracellular protein transport; vesicle-mediated transport
Cellular component (GO): cytoplasm
Molecular function (GO): GTPase activity; GTP binding
Source: RefSeq, a predicted model, not a curated record